Messenger RNA from Neltuma alba, 1047 nucleotides. RefSeq lists its product as uncharacterized. The record is from RefSeq and is a predicted model, not a curated record. The transcript is spliced from 6 exons. Gene Ontology annotation, biological process: double-strand break repair via homologous recombination. The coding region runs from base 25 to 750 and encodes 241 amino acids. Gene Ontology annotation, molecular function: single-stranded DNA binding. Gene Ontology annotation, cellular component: Shu complex. NCBI's taxonomy places the organism in Eukaryota, Viridiplantae, Streptophyta, Magnoliopsida, Fabales, Fabaceae.
GCAACAAAAGUGUUUCCGAUAGUGAUGGUGGUCGAGGCGUUUUUCUGGAGGGGACGCGCGCUAGCACCUGAAGAAAUUGAAAAGCUGCCAAAUCUGCUUCUUCUCUCAGGUCCUCCUUCCUGCGGCAAAACCUCUCUUCUUUUUCAGUUUGCAUUCAAUGUGGCUAUAUCACUCACCAACUCUACCACUUCCAAUGUCUUCUUCAUCUGCAACCGCCACAAGUUGGAUUCUAAACCCCCUUUUCUUUCUCAGGGCAUUGAUGGGUCUUCUGAUGUCUUCAACCGUAUACAAAUGAAGUAUGUGAAUGGUGAUGAGGACAUCAACAAGUACUUUGCUGCCUUCCAUCUGUAUGAUGUAUUGCCUGCUGCUGUUAUAAUUGAUGAUUUUGCAGAUUUCUUUGAUAAUAGGAUCUGCCAAGAACGACAUUGUAAUCCUCGUGGAAGAGAUUUGGCGAUGGUCAGGAGUCUAGCUUUAUGUCACAAUGCAAUUACUUAUGCAAAUCAAAAAGGAUCUUGCAAACUUCUAUUAUCAGAUACAUACCAUGGAGACUCCCCCAGGUUGCAUUUCAUCUAUAAGAAAUGGAUACCCUCCAUUUUUACAGUCAAAGAAGGAGAUGAAGCCGGAUCAUUCACUCUAAAGGAUAGGAGUUCUUCAGGAACUGAGAACCCUGAUGGGACAAAAGUUGCCAAGUACUCCAUAGCUCUUCAGUAUCUGUUCUUAGAGCGAAUUGUUGAAGACCAAACAGACUAAAUUUUUCAUCAUGUGCAAAAUCACGACUUUGUGCCAUCUCUAACUGGAUGAUACUGAUACUGAUUGUUUCCUUUUCAGCGAUUAUACUUGUAUCUCUGCACACAUCCACUUAACUAACCAUAUGAUCCUUAAGAUAUUAUUAACUUAAUUUCUGUUUGUAAGUUCCCUAUUUUUCUCAUCACUUAGUUGAGUUCUAUGCUUUCCAAUGGACUACCGAUUUAUUAAACUAAUCUGUGGCACAGAAUGGUGCCACCAAGUGACAUCACCAACAAGAAAACUCGUGUACUUUGGCUCUUA